AUGAGGAUGCUUGUUAUGAUCCUUCUGCUUAUCCGCCAAAAGUUGCAAUGUGGAAAUCCCAUGGAGAAGGAGAAGGAGAAGGAAAAGAAAGUGAUUGCUGCUCGUGGGAUGGUGUUGAGUGUGACAGGGAGACUGGUCAUAUCAUCGGCCUUCACCUUGCCAGAAGUUGUCUCUAUGCUUUCAAGGCUUAGGAGUCUCGAUCUCUCUUUUUCUAGAUUCUCUGGCCAAAUCCCAUCGGAACUCUUAGCGCUGUCCAAAUUGGUUUUCCUUGAUCUCUCGGGAAACCCAAUGUUGCAGCUUCAAAAGCCUGGCUUGAGAAAUAUGGAAACCAGUCCCUUAGAAAUGUUGCAUCUUGCUGGUACAAGUUUUUCCGGUGAGUUACCAACUUCAAUUUGGAGGCUUGGUUCUUUGACUAAUUUGGACAUCAGCUCAUGCAAUUUCCAAUUAUUAGACAAUGGGUUAUCAUUGCUCAGUUACACCAAAUUCAAGUUUUUAGAAUUGGAUGCUUGCAACUUAACCAAGAUUCCUGAUUUUCUGCAGAAGCAAGAUGAAUUGAAGUUGCUCUCCCUCUCCAAUAACAAAAUUCAUGGUCCAAUUCCAAAGUGGAUAUGGAACAUAAGCAAAGAAACCCUAGAGUAUCUGGACCUUUCUGGAAACUUUUUAAUAGGCUUUGACCAACCUCCAGUUGUGCUUCCAUGGUCCAAGUUAAAAAGUUUAAACCUUGAUUCUAACAUGUUGCAAGGACCACUUCCAAUUCCACCACCAUCAACCUCUGAAUAUCUUGUCUUUGGAAAUAAAUUGAUAGGAGAAAUUUCGCCACUUAUUUGCAACAUGAGUUCUCUUAUGUUACUUGAUUUGUCUAGUAAUAAUUUGAGUGGCAGGAUUCCUCAAUGUCUGGCCAACUUCAACAAAUCUCUGUUCGUACUGGAUCUGGGAAACAACCGCCUUGAUGGCCCCAUUCCUCAAACAUGCACAAUGCCAAAUAAUUUGAGGGUGAUUGAUUUAGGUGAAAAUCAAUUCCAAGGCCAAAUACCCAGAUCAUUUGCCAAUUGCAUGAUGCUCGAGCACCUUGUUCUCGGAAACAAUCAAAUUGAUGAUAUUUUCCCUUUUUGGCUUGGAGCUCUCCCACAACUACAGGUUCUUAUUUUGAGAUCCAACAGAUUCCAUACUCAAGGGGCUUCAUUUGCUGAACCUUGGUGGCAACAAUCUUACUGGCCUUAUCCCAUCCUCCCUGGCAAACCUAACACAACUGGAGUCAUUGGAUCUUUCCCAAAACAAGCUCUCAGGCAAGAUCCCUUGGCAACUAACAAGGAUGACAUUCCUUGA
Molecule: messenger RNA, 1326 nt
Organism: Vitis riparia (riverbank grape)
Lineage: Eukaryota; Viridiplantae; Streptophyta; Magnoliopsida; Vitales; Vitaceae
Product: receptor-like protein 6
Exons: 3
Coding region: 1-1326 (441 amino acids)
Molecular function (GO): protein binding
Source: RefSeq, a predicted model, not a curated record